Molecule: messenger RNA, 1490 nt
Organism: Balaenoptera musculus (blue whale)
Lineage: Eukaryota; Metazoa; Chordata; Mammalia; Artiodactyla; Balaenopteridae
Gene: SNX8
Product: sorting nexin 8
Exons: 11
Coding region: 24-1430 (468 amino acids)
Biological process (GO): retrograde transport, endosome to Golgi
Molecular function (GO): phosphatidylinositol binding
Source: RefSeq, a predicted model, not a curated record
GAAGUCACGUGGCGCGCGCUCACAUGACUGGCGGCGCGAUGGACGUGCUACCCGCGGCGCCAGCAGCUGCUGCGGCUGAGCCGGAGGCGGACGAGGAGGCGGACCCGCCGGCGGCAGCUGCGCUCACCUUGUCUCCAGCAGACUCACCACCAGCGCCCCAGGUCAGCGAGCCGAGGGCCCCGGACUCCAGUCGGAUGCAGAUGCCGCCGGGGAACCCACUGCUGUUGUCGCUCACGCUGCAGGAGCUGCUGGCCAGGGACGCCGUGCAGGUGGAGCUCAUCCCCGAGAAGAAGGGCCUCUUCCUCAAGCACGUGGAGUAUGAGGUUUCCAGCCAGCGCUUCAAGUCCUGCGUGUAUCGGCGGUACAAUGACUUCGUGGUCUUCCACGAGAUGCUGCUGCAGAAGUUCCCGUACCGCAUGGUGCCGGCCCUCCCGCCCAAGAGGAUGCUGGGAGCUGACAGGGAAUUCAUCGAGGCCCGGAGGAGAGCACUGAAGCGCUUCAUCAACCUGGUGGCCCGGCACCCGCCCUUCUCCGAGGACGUUGUUCUCAAGCUGUUCCUGUCCUUCAGUGGCCCCGACGUGCAGAACAAGUUGAAGGAAUCCGCUCAGUGUGUGGGAGACGAGUUCAUGAACUGUAAGCUGGCUGCUCGGGCCAAGGACUUCCUCCCAGCCGACAUCCAGACUCAGUUCGCCAUCAGCCGGGAGCUGAUUCGCAACAUCUACAACAGCUUCCACAAGCUUCGCGAUAGGGCCGAGCGGAUGGUGUCGCGGGCCAUCGACAAUGCUGCUGACCUUCUCGUAUUCGGGAAGGAACUGAGUGCUUUAGGGUCUGACACGACCCCGCUCCCCUCCUGGGCCACUCUGAACAGUAGCACGUGGGGGUCCCUCAAACAGGCGCUGAAAGGCCUGUCCGUUGAAUUCGCGCUGCUCGCUGACAAGGCUGCACAGCAGGGCAAACAGGAGGAGAACGACGUGGUGGAGAAACUGAACCUCUUCCUGGAUUUGCUCCAGUCCUAUAAAGACCUCUGCGAGCGGCACGAGAAGGGCGUGCUGCACAAGCACCAGCGGGCGCUGCACAAGUACAGCCUGAUGAAGAGGCAGAUGACGAGCGCCGCCGCGCAGAACCGCGAGCCCGAGUGUGUGGAGCAGCUGGAGUCCCGCAUCGUGGAGCAGGAGAACGUGAUCCAGACGAUGGAGCUUCGCAACUACUUCUCCCUGUACUGCCUGCACCAGGAGACGCAGCUGGUCCACGUCUACCUGCCCCUUACCUCCCACAUCCUCAGGGCCUUCGUCAGCUCCCAGAUCCAAGGGCACAAGGAGAUGAGCAAGGUGUGGAAUGACCUGCAGCCCAAGCUACAGUGCCUCUUCGCUGGACCGCACGGCGCCCCAAGCCCACCGAGGUCCCCGCAGGACGGCCUGUCUCCUCACUAGUGCCGGGAGGACGUGGGCGGCAGCUGCGGCGCCCUCACUAAAACUUCUUUCCAAAUGGUG